Messenger RNA from Branchiostoma floridae (Florida lancelet), 1987 nucleotides. Its product is annotated as UDP-glucuronosyltransferase 2C1-like. The record is from RefSeq and is a predicted model, not a curated record. The transcript has 5 exons. Gene Ontology annotation, molecular function: UDP-glycosyltransferase activity. Bases 193 to 1776 code for a protein of 527 amino acids. NCBI's taxonomy places the organism in Eukaryota, Metazoa, Chordata, Leptocardii, Amphioxiformes, Branchiostomatidae.
ACUAUAUUAGAGUGUGUGGUUGUUGCUGCCGGCCACGUCUUGCCGCGCGUCCGCUUGUGACCAGAAUAUUUAUGAAGACCAAACCCUACUAACGUCGAGGCAUUAUUGCUACAAAUUCGCCUGGGUAUAAGGAAGAGGAAGAUCUUUGACCUGUAACAGCAUACAUCAGUAAGAUAUACCAGACCUAGCAACAUGGCCGUUGUAUCAAAGUCUUCCACUCUUCUACUAGUUUUCCUUGGUCUUCUGAUCACGCAAAGAAUUAGUGCGGAGAACGUUCUGUUAGUGCCAACACCAUGCACGGAAAGCCUCUGGUUUACUUUAUCGAACAUCGGACAAGCUUUAGUAGGCAGGGGCCAUAUCGUCACGGUUGUUGUGCCAGAGGACAUAGCCGAAGAAAGACGAGCGGAAAGGCCUGACUUCAAGUUUGAGACAUUUCGUGACCAAGGAACUCAUGCAUUACUGAAGGAAAUUGAUGCACAAGAUCUAUCGAACAUUGAGUCAGAAACAUCGGUCUACCAAUAUGCAAGAGAUGUUACCAGUACAACUGAUGUGAUAACGAAACACUGUGACCUGCUGUUGGGAGACAUUGACUUGAUGAGUCGGCUGAAGGCAGCAAACUUCAGCCUUGUCGUUUAUGACUGCUGUUAUCCAUUCGGCGCCAUGCUUGCUCCACAUAUGGACUCCAGAGUCCCCUAUAUCGCCACCUUGCGUACUGAACUUUAUUUCCUUCGAGCUUCCGGUGUUCCACUCCCUUUGUCGUAUGUGCCAUUUUGGGGGUUUGAUUUCACCGACAACAUGAACUUUGUACAGCGAGUAGAGAACGUCUUCACCUAUUCCCUUCUAUCUAUCCUGGGGCCUUGGCUUGCGACUAACACAUAUGACGAACUGGUCCGAAAGUACAUAAGUGAAAAAGAAACUAUUAAGAGCGUCGUUUCUAAUACUGACCUGUGGCUGUAUCAAACCGACCAUGUUCUGGAUUUCCCCGCUCCCUCCAUGCCAAACAUGGUUCAGAUCGGCGGGUUACAUAUCGGUGCAGUCUCUCCUCUCCCUAAGGAAUUAGAAACCUUCGUCCAGAGUGCUGGUAACGAUGGAGUGAUUGUUGUCAGCUUUGGAUCAAUCGUCAAAACGAUGUCGUCGAAGAAGACACGAAUCUUCGCUGCAGCCUUCGCCCGACUCCGACAGAAGGUGGUGUGGCGGUACACGGGAGAGAAGCCGGCCGGUCUGGGUAACAACACCAAGCUGAUGGCCUGGAUUCCUCAGAACGACCUACUAGGGCACCCCAUGACCAGAGCUUUUAUCACGCACGCUGGGGCCAGAGGCAUGUAUGAGGCCUUACACCACGGCGUGCCCAUGGUCUGUCUGCCUCUGUUUUUCGAUCAACCCGGCAACGCAGCGCGGGUGGUGGCCAGGGGACUGGGGGUGAAGCUGGAGUUCAGUACGGUCACUACUGACGAGUUAUACCAGGCCAUUACCCAUGUUCUCACCAACAACAGUUACCAUAAGACCGCAGCCCGCCUGUCCCGUCUCUACCGUGACCAGCCCCAGUCACCCAUGGAGCGGGCCGUCUGGUGGAUAGAACACGUCAUCAAAUAUGGCGGACUGCCCCAUCUCCGCGCACGCGCCGUGGAGCUGCCGUGGUACCAGUACCACCUGCUGGACGUAGCUGUGUUCCUGUUUGCUGUUUGUACAGCUGUCCUUGGGACUGUGUGGUACAGCUGUUCGUUCGUCUGUAAAAAGAUGCGAUGUAAAAUUGGAGCCAAGGUUAAGUCUCAGUAGAGGAAUAAGGUAACAAUGUUGGUAGAAGUAAUUCUGGACGUCCAACACAAAAAAAAACUGACUUAACUGAAUUGUCUACUGUUCAACUUCAUUCUUUGUCAAGGAAUGGAUCAGUGCUUCUGUGACGUCCCGUUAUGUAAAUAGCACACGUGACUAGGUGAGUAGUUGAUCAUAAGUUGCAGAAAGCCUAUGGCGCUCUCUCCCUCUAUUA